GAUCACGGCGCGCUACCGGGGCUCUGUGGCGGCGGCUCGGCGCGGCGGCAGUUGGGGCUGCGGGCGCUGACGUGAGGCGGGGCGGGGCCGGCUGUGGGAGAGCCGUGAGUGUCCCAAGACGCGGGGCCGGCUCUGGCUGAGCCGUGCCACACGCGGGGCCGCCUCUGGCUGUCCCGAGUCACUCGUGGUGCUGGCUCUGGUGAACCCUGAAUGGCACACGCGGGGCUGGGGGGCCUUGCCCAGGCGCGCUGAGGGAGCUCAGACCAGCGUCACAGCUUUCGCAGUUUCCCCCUUGUCACCCGCACGCUGCCCUUCGCCAUCGCGCCCUCGCCCGUCCCCAAGCCAGGGCAGCUGCAGCGGCGGGAUUGGCCGGAUCCGCAGGGAGAAGGCGCGGAGCUGGCACAGAGGGCAGUUUGUUGUUUGUUUACGGGCGGCGUGUGGCACGGGGUGCCCCGAGUGCCCCGUGGUAUCGUCAGUCACCAGUGUCUGAACUGAUUCCUGCCAACCCCGAUUUGGCACCCUCGGAGCCACAUCACCCCUCCCUGUGCAAACAAAGAGCGGGAGGUACCAGCAGAGUGCACAAACCUGGGCGUAGGAUUCCCUUCAUCCCGCGUGAAAAGGUGGUUUCGGACACACACUGCAAGGGGAUGUGUUUGGUGACUUCCUCCCCAAGGGAACCAGGGGACAUGACUUCAUGCCACUGAAGCCUUGGGGGCCACGUGUGCCCCACUCUGGUUUUCUUUGGGCAGCAUUUCCCGGGGUGGGGUUUGAUUUCUACUUUCAGUAUCUCUCCUGAAGGCUCGUUUUGCCAAGGGGGAAAGUCCCCCGGCUGCCCUUCCUUUGGAUGGCACGGUGCCCUGCACGGCCACGCCGCUGGGUUUCCCUUGUCCGCCCUUCCCGGCAGCCGGGCGUGAGCCCCGGGAGGAGCCGGGGCGGCCCCGGGGCCCAGCGCCCGGCCCAGCUCUUUGGACCGAGCUGUUAAUGGGUAACCGGGACACGGGACCGGGAGCUGCGGGGCCGGCAGCGCUGGCGGGUGAGUGCCGGGGGACGGCGGCUGCCAGGGCGGGGGAACCGUGAGGCCAGGGAGGGCACGAGGCCACCGGGGGUGUGAGGGCGCGGGGGAUGAGGCCACCGGGGGUGCAGAGCGUGGGGUGCAGGGACACAGGGCAGAGGCUGCAGGGGACACAAGGAACAGGAGUGCGCGGGGACACAGGUAUGCAGGGGGCACUGCGGGCACUCCUCUGCUCUCUCCCUCAUUAUCUGCCUGUCCGUGUGGUCCCGCUCCUGAGGGGACGGCCAAUGAGACUGCACCAAAAAGACAAGAGAUUUUGGGGCUGGCAGAGUGGGGAACAAGGAGGUGGCAUCAUCCCUGGCAGGCACUGAGCCUGAGACAGCAGCACUGCCAGGAACCCGGGAUGGUCCUGGAACUCCGUGAGAUCCUGGAGGUGUCACUGAGGCCAGAUGGGCACUGGGGAGUGUCCUUGGAGUGGUGGUGGACUCGGGGAGGGGGGUCCUCCUGAUCUCUGCCAGGGUCCUGGAGAGACAUCCCUGAGCACCAGGAGCACCAGUGAUGCUGGAGGCUCUGGAGGGGGUGUGAGCUCCUGGGUUCCCACCAUGGCCCUGGGUCCUGCCCUGCUGCUGCGGAGCCAUGAACCCGGGGACACACGGGGCCAGCACGCCCCAGUGAUUCCCCGUGGUGGCUCUGCCAGCCUGUGGAGCGCUGGCCACUCCACCUUCAGCUGCCAUGAGGUCCCAUGAUGAGGGGGAUGUUCUCCAAAACUCCCCACCUUCACCUGUUGCAUUUGGGGCUGAAUCUUUCCCUUCAGUGGACACUGAGAGAAACUGGCAAUGACCCUGUGAUCUCCUCCUUCUCCACACAGAGCUCUGCAAUUCUCCUCAAAGCAAAGACAACAUCUUACUGCCUCUGUCCUCACACAGAAGUGCUUCUACAGACAAUCACUGCCUUGCCUGCAACUGUCUGCUCUUCCCUCAUCCUUUUCCAGGUAGGGGAACUGGGAGGGUGUCCAAAUGCGAUGCUCCAAUGGUUCCUGCCCUGACAUAACACUGGUUCUUCUGGGUUUGCUGGACCAGUUCUCCCAGUUCUCUUUUAGGACCAGUCCCUAUGCAAACUACCAGUCAUUCCUACCCCUCGUUCCUUCACUGUGUUAAUUAUCAGCAUGAAAGGAUCUUCUUCCUCAUCUUACUUGGUUGUACCAAGACCUUUUGAGGAUGAAGGAUACUUUUUGAAAACUCCCUCUUGCAAAGGGGCUCACAGAGGCUGGUGGACACUCACCAACUUGGAGGAGGAGGAGUACCAGCACUCCCUGCUGCAUACAGUCCUCUCCUAUAAUUCCUUGGAAGCAUGGCAGAGUAAAGACCUCUCUAGAGUUACAGGAGAACAAGGAAUUCAGCCCACCAGCACCAUGGCCUGAGGACCCCAUAGCAUGGUCCUUUGAUGUGCUGGGGCAGGACCUGCUCUGAGUACUGACUGCAAGAGGUGUUCUCUCAGAGACCCAAAACUGAAAAACAGAGUGGGACAUUUGAGCUUCCCAGAGGUGAUCCCAUUUUGCUCUCCCUGCCAGCAUUAGACCCUCCCAGGGUUUCUGAUAUACACUGAGGCAAAGGAGCUUCUGGAGAUGGAAGGAAACCAGAUAACCCUGGACAGCCUUGACAAGGGCACAGAUAACCCAGCUUUCAGCUUCGAGGGAGAGAACAGACACUAUGAGGAAUGUGGUGGUCGACGCAGUGAGAACCAAGAGGAGAGAAGAGAAGGGAAAGGGAGAUUCUCCUCCUACUGCAGGAAGGCCCUGCAGCCGGCAUCCAAGGCAAAGCAUUUCUGCAAGGCUCAUGCCAAGGUGUUGAGAAGAGUUGUCCUGGGGCUCCUUGGAGUAGCCUAUCUAUGCUACUUCAUUGCGGCCUGUUACCUCAACUUCCAGCGAGCCCUUGCCUUGGUGGUCAUAACUGCUGUGGUUGUCUUCUUUAUCUGCUGGGAGGUCUUCCAGAAGUACUGUGGGGCAAAGGUUCUGCUGUUCCUCCGCCCCGUUGGGAAGUGCUUCCAAAAGUCCUGGCCGUGGCUGAAAUGGAUCCUGUGGGUGGCCCUCCUGGCGGGCCUGAUUGUAUGGCUGGUUUUGGACACUGGCAAAAACCCAGAGCAGCUCAUCUCAUUAGGUGGCUUCAGCUUUUUGGUGCUGUUCCUGUUUGCCUGCUCCAAGCACCACGGUGCGGUGUCCUGGAGAGCUGUUUUCUGGGGUCUUGGUUUGGAGUUCUUACUCGGACUCUUUGUCCUCCGAACGACUCCUGGCACCCAAGCUUUCCAGUGGCUGGGAGACCAGGUCCAGUACUUCCUGGGCUACACCACAGCUGGCUCCAGCUUUGUCUUUGGAAACACACUCAUUGAAGAAGUCUUUGCCUUCCAGACCCUGCCCAUCAUUGUUUUCUUCAGCUGUGUGAUGUCCAUCCUCUACUACCUCGGUGUCAUGCAGUGGCUUAUUCUCAAGAUCUCCUGGCUGCUUCAAAUCUCAAUGGGCACCACUGCCACUGAGACUCUCAGUGUGGCAGGCAACAUUUUUGUGGGACAGACCGAAGCCCCGUUGCUCAUCCGCCCAUAUCUCAUGGACAUGACCCUGUCAGAAAUCCAUGCUGUGAUGACUGGUGGCUUUUCCACCAUCGCAGGCAGCGUGAUGGGAGCCUACAUAUCCUUUGGGAUUGAUGCAGCGUCACUGAUCGCAGCUUCUGUGAUGGCUGCGCCCUGUGCCCUCGCCAUGGCCAAACUUGUCUACCCUGAAGUGGAGGAGUCCAAGUUCAAGGGCAAAGCAAGCAUCCGCCUCUCCCGUGGGGAAGAGCAGAACAUCUUGGAAGCUGCUAGCAACGGGGCUGCCGCCUCCGUGGGGCUCGUGGCCAACAUUGCGGCCAACCUCAUCGCCUUCUUGGCCGUGCUGGAGUUCAUCAACGCUGCCCUCCGCUGGUUCGGGGAGAUGGUAGACAUCGAGGGUCUCACCUUCCAGGUGAUCUGCUCCUAUGUCCUCAUGCCUCUGGCCUUCCUCAUGGGGGCAGACUGGGCAGACUCACCGCUGGUGGCUGAGCUCCUGGGGAUCAAGAUCUUCCUGAACGAGUUUGUGGCGUACCAGCAGCUGGCCACAUACAAGAAGAACCGUCUGAUGGGCCUGGAGGAGUGGGACGGGAGCCGGAAGCAGUGGAUAUCUGAGCGAGCCGAGAGCAUCACCACCUUUGCCCUCUGUGGAUUCGCCAACCUCAGCUCCAUUGGCAUCACGCUGGGAGGCCUGUCUUCCAUGGUGCCCCAGCGCAAGGGCGACUUUGCCUCCGUGGUGCUGCGGGCCCUGCUCACUGGCAUGUGUGUCUCCAUGCUCAAUGCCUGCCUGGCAGGUCUCCUCCACGUGCCAACAGAGGUGGGUGACUGCGCAAUAUUCUUCAGCACCACCAACUUCAGCUCGACCAGCUACACCAUGUACACCUGCUGUAAGCAGCUCUUUGCCAGCUCAGUGCUCCAAAAUGGGACUCUGUCCUUCAACGGAUCCUGGGCUGAGGAGGCAGAGAGCAUGCAGUGGCUUAAGAACUGCUGCACGUAUUACAACCACACAUCCUGUGCAGGGACAUUCUAGAACUGGGGGAACACCAGGGCCUACAAGGCUUAUCCCCAAAAGCAGAAAAAACUCCAACAGAAACCUGAGUGUCUGGUCUUCUCCACUCCAAUGCUGACGGAACAGCUGCAUGCCCCUCGCAGCCUUCACCCUUAGUUGCUGGCCCUGUGGACACAAGGAGCAACUCCCAAAUAAAUUAUGGCAGCCCUUAUGUGCUUGCCCUCAGACUCCUUCUGGCCCCUGACUAUGGCUGUCCUACACAGCACAAGGUCCUCUGCUGGGGCUGCACCCCAUGCCCACUGCAGAC
Molecule: messenger RNA, 4905 nt
Organism: Onychostruthus taczanowskii (white-rumped snowfinch)
Lineage: Eukaryota; Metazoa; Chordata; Aves; Passeriformes; Passeridae
Product: sodium/nucleoside cotransporter 1-like
Exons: 17
Coding region: 2637-4619 (660 amino acids)
Biological process (GO): nucleoside transmembrane transport
Cellular component (GO): membrane
Molecular function (GO): nucleoside:sodium symporter activity
Source: RefSeq, a predicted model, not a curated record